CACACACAUACCACACAAUAGAUUCUUAAAGUAAAUUCCACUAAAUGUUAAUAUUUCUACUGAAACCACUGAUAUAAAUUAAUUGUGGAAUCGACAAUUUAAUCAUCUCCGUGUUGCCUUGAAUCCAGUGGAGAUAAUCUGUUGAUAUCCUCAGCAAGUACAAUGACAAAACAUUUUGCCAUGGAUCAUGUGCUGAGCAUAGCCGACCAUUACGUCUUCACGCCGUACGUUUAUCCGGCCUCGUGGCCCGAGGAUGAAGCUCUGCGUCAGAUCAUCAGCCUGUGGGUGUUGACCACCCUGGGAGCAGAGCUGAUUUACCUGGGCUUUGGUGCUCUGAGCUUCUAUUGUGUGUUCGAUCAUACGCUGAUGAAACAUCCACAGUUUCUUAAGAACCAGGUCAGACAAGAAAUCCAAUUAGGAGUUGCCGCCAUCUUCUGGAUGAGCUUCCCCACAGUAGCCCUUUUCUUCUGCGAGGUCAGGGGAUUCAGCAAACUUUACGACAACUUCAGUGAAUCCUCGCUGGGCUGGCCUGGAGUCUUCCUGAGCGUUGCUGGAUUCUUGUUCUUCACUGAUAUGUGCAUCUACUGGAUUCACCGGUGCAUGCACCAUAGGAGCAUUUACAAGCAAUUACAUAAGCAGCACCACGUAUUCAAGAUCCCUACGCCAUUUGCCAGCCAUGCCUUCCACCCAAUAGAUGGCUUCCUGCAGAGCUUACCCUACCACGUCUACCCUUUCAUCUUCCCACUCCACAAGGUCGUCUACCUCUCACUCUUUGUUUUUGUCAACAUUUGGACAAUUUCCAUACAUGACGGAGACUACCGUAUCCCGGGCUGCCUGAUAAGUCUAAUUAACGGUGCUCCUCACCAUGUAGACCAUCACCUCUACUUCUACUACAACUAUGGACAAUACUUCACACUCUGGGAUCGCCUAGGGGGCUCAUACCGACACCCCUCAGCCCUUGUCGGGAAGGGGCCACAUGACCAUGUCCGGAAGCUCAUGGCCAAGUCUGCAAAGACAGAGUGAUUGUGGGAUCUGCAUUCAUACCUCUUAGGGAGAAAACAUGUAAAAUAAUCAUGUGCCAUUCAAAGCAAAGUUUGGCAAAGGAAGGCGUUUUGCUGCAAGUGUUCAAAAUAGUAAGAUGUGAAAUACAGGUGAGGAGCUGUAUGUUUCAUACUUGUCCAGUUGUAAUGCAGUUCGGGGAGUGAGAUGAAUUCAGGAUUUGUCUGGAAGCGGUUGUAACUACAGUUCUCAGUCUUUCAGCUUCCAAUGCUGGGUGUGUUUUCAUGAAGGCUCUGCAGGGCGAGGUCUGUCCACUUCAUCUCCUGUUCUUUCACAGACUCUGUGGAUCCUCCAUUGUCCUGCUCAGCCUCUGGCAGUUCACUCUAAUUAAAGAAUGAAAAAGACAGGAUGCCAUGAGAAAGAGUAUAAUGUUAAAUCUAUCUCUGUUUUCUCUAUCCUUUAUCAGUAUGAUGGCAUAAACAAGUAUGAUUUUACUACAGUGAGAGCUUAUAAAGUCAGGUUCAGAUUAAUUGUAGAUGUAUUGAGACUGAAUAAGCAUUUCCGUGUCUAGAGUUGAGCAAGAAGACAAUAAAUCUUUUAUUUGUUA
This is a messenger RNA of Solea senegalensis (Senegalese sole), 1606 nucleotides long. Its product is annotated as lathosterol oxidase-like. Bases 163 to 1023 code for a protein of 286 amino acids. Gene Ontology annotation, molecular function: oxidoreductase activity; iron ion binding. Lineage: Eukaryota; Metazoa; Chordata; Actinopteri; Pleuronectiformes; Soleidae. The record is from RefSeq and is a predicted model, not a curated record. The transcript is spliced from 6 exons.